AUGGUGGGCAAAGUUCUCGACAAAGAUUUCCUAUGGGGGUUUGCUACCGCAUCCUACCAAAUUGAAGGAGCACCCGAAGAAGAUGGCCGUGGUCCCUCAAUCUGGGACAAAUUCUGUAAAAUCCCCGGCAAAAUCGCCGGUGCCUCAUCCGGCGACGUAGCAUGCGACACCUACCACCGCACCGGCGAAGACAUCGCGCUCCUCAAAGAAACCGGCGCAAAAGCCUACCGUUUCUCCAUCUCCUGGUCGCGAGUCAUUCCCCUCGGAGGCCGCAACGAUCCCAUCAACCAAGCCGGUCUCGAUUUCUACGUCAAAUUCGUAGACGACCUACUCGCUGAGGGGAUCAUCCCGAUGGUCACGCUUUUCCACUGGGAUUUACCGAAUGAGCUUGAUGAGCGAUAUGGAGGUCUUCUGAAUAAAGAGGAGUUUGUGGCGGAUUAUGCGAAUUAUGCGAGGGUGUUGUUUAAGGCGAUGCCGAAGGUCAAGCAUUGGAUCACGUUCAACGAGCCGUGGUGUAGUUCGAUUCUGGGGUAUAAUACGGGGUUGUUCGCCCCGGGACAUACGAGUGAUAGGAGUAAGAGUGCGGUGGGGGAUAGUAGUACCGAGCCUUGGAUUGUGGGACAUAACUUUCUAGUUGCUCACGGCACGGCGGUGAAAAUAUAUAGAGAGGAAUUCAAACCAAAGGAUGGUGGGAUAAUCGGAAUCACUCUUAAUGGCGACGGUGUCUACCCAUGGGACCCCAACGACCCUCUCGACGUCGAAGCCGCCGAACGCAAACUCGAAUUCAGCAUCUCCUGGUUCGCUGACCCCAUCUACCUAGGCGACUACCCAGCCUCCAUGCGCAAACAACUUGGCUCUCGUCUCCCCACAUUCUCGUCCGAAGACCUCGCGCUCGUCAAAGGCUCGAACGAUUUCUAUGGCAUGAACCACUACACCGCCAACUACAUAAAACACAAAACCACACCCGCAGACCCCAACGACUUCCUAGGAAACCUCGAAACCCUAUUCGAAUCCAAAUCCGGCGACAACAUUGGCCCAGAAACCCAGUCUUUCUGGCUCCGUCCCAACCCACCCGCUUUCCGCGAUCUCCUCCUCUGGAUCUCCAAACGCUACGGGUACCCGACUGUAUUCUGCACUGAGAACGGCACCUCUCUCAAGGGUGAAAACGACCUUCCCCGCGAGCAGAUCCUCGACGACGAGUUCCGCGCCGAGUAUUUCAGGGGGUAUAUCCAUGCGCUGGCGGAGGCGGUGGAACAGGGCGCGAAGAUUCAGGGGUAUAUGGCGUGGAGUCUGAUGGACAAUUUUGAGUGGGCGGAGGGGUAUGAGACCAGGUUUGGAGUUACGUAUGUGGAUUAUGAGGGCGGGCAGAAGAGGUGGUUGAAGAAGAGUGCGGGGGUUGUGGGGGUGGAGUUUAAGAAGUAUAUUAAGGAUGAGUAA
This is a messenger RNA of Glarea lozoyensis ATCC 20868, 1437 nucleotides long. RefSeq names its product (Trans)glycosidase. Gene Ontology annotation, molecular function: beta-glucosidase activity. NCBI's taxonomy places the organism in Eukaryota, Fungi, Ascomycota, Leotiomycetes, Helotiales, Helotiaceae. Bases 1 to 1437 code for a protein of 478 amino acids. Gene Ontology annotation, biological process: carbohydrate metabolic process. The transcript has 3 exons. The record is from RefSeq and is a predicted model, not a curated record.